CAUCCUCAUUAGUUUCUACACGCCCCUCACCUCACCUCCCAUCUAUUCAUCCAUUCAGUUCCUUUCUCCACUGACCCACGAGGAGCAGUAAGACAUUAUACAAUGGCAGCUGCUAAGUGUUUGGUGUCUCUGAUGGUGGUGCUGGUGGUUGCAGUGUGUGUUACUCAUGCCCAGGAGAGGAUUAAGAUGUGUGGAAGAGAGUUGAUACGUCUGGCCGUCUCAUCCUGUGGUAACCCUCGGCUAAGGAGAAGCAUCCUGGACGUAGAACUGGGACAACAUCAGUACACUUCUCACUGGGACCAGGACGCCUCCACAGAGGAGCACCAGUCUACGGAGGCAGAGUCUCACGGGGAAAAGGAUGUGUUCUCCUUGGCUCCUCACUGGUACCGCAUGUCCUCUCGGAUUAGACGAGCUGCUGGAAAAAUAUCUGAUAUUUGCUGUGAGAAAGGAUGCAGCAUGAAAGAGUUGAUCCAGUUUUGCUAGAUGUAGCUCCCUACUUGUCAUAUGAUAUAAUAUUGUCUUAAACUGUUUUGAUCUGCGCUGCAAGGUUGUUUACCAAGUUGCCUAAUCCUUGAGAACAAUGAUUUUGCUAUAUUUCCAAUGAUGUAGCAUUCUGGCAAACACCACACAUAGGUAAUUUAGAUACUUGAUCAUAUUUAAUAAAUUAUUUACUUUGCCCUACUGCAGAUCAAAAGGUCACAAAGAUCACAACGUACACAGGUUUUAUUUUGUAAUAAUAUCAUUUAUUCUCUCUGCAUCAUUGUAGAAAAAGUUUA
Messenger RNA from Morone saxatilis (striped sea-bass), 776 nucleotides. It is a transcript of the gene insl3, whose product is annotated as insulin-like 3 (Leydig cell). Gene Ontology annotation, molecular function: G protein-coupled receptor binding; hormone activity. The record is from RefSeq and is a predicted model, not a curated record. Gene Ontology annotation, biological process: adenylate cyclase-inhibiting G protein-coupled receptor signaling pathway. Bases 103 to 483 code for a protein of 126 amino acids. Lineage: Eukaryota; Metazoa; Chordata; Actinopteri; Moronidae. The transcript is spliced from 2 exons. Gene Ontology annotation, cellular component: extracellular region.